AUGGCGGCGCCAGUGCUCCCUCUUCCCCAAGUCAAGCUCCCGCAGCUGCCCUCCGCCCGUCUGACGCCGGAGCAGCUGUACUGGAGGACGUUCAAGACUCCUCUGCUGAUCUCCUCGCCCUCAAAUAACCCCAUCAAUCUCAUUACCCAGCCAUCCGCGCCGUCGUCCCUCUCUGCCUUCCCCUCCGCCGCCCAGCCGCCGGAUGUCUUCACGGUGACGACCGGCGCCCGAGUGCAGAUAUACUCGAUCCGCACACGAAAACUCCUCAGGACGAUUACGCGAUUCGAUGACACGGCGCGCGGGACCGAUGUGCGACCGGACGGCCGCAUCAUCACUGUCGGUGAUGAUACCGGUACCAUUCAGGUCUUCGAUGUCAGUUCUCGCGCCAUCUUGAAGACGUGGAAGGAUCACAAGCAGCCCGUGUGGGUGUCGAAAUUUUCUCCCAGCGAUCCGACGACGCUCUUCAGUGCCAGUGAUGAUCAGACGGUCAGGCUCUGGGAUCUCCCUAGUGAACACAGCUCAAGGACGUUCCACGGCCACACGGACUACGUGCGAAGCGGAGCAUUCAUGCCCGGUUCGAUGGCAUCAGGCGGCAUGAUUGUCUCGGGAAGCUACGAUCGGACGGUUCGACUGUGGGAUCCAAGAGUUGAGGGGCGCGCGGCUAUGAUUUUCAAGAUGGGUGCGCCGCUCGAAUGCGUGUUGCCCAUGCCGUCAGGCACCACCGUCCUCGCCUCGGCGGAUAAUCAGAUCGCUGUCCUGGAUGUAGUGGCUGGGAAGCCGUUGCACUUGAUCAAGAGCCACCAGAAGACCGUCACCGUACUGUCUCUUGCGUCUCACGGCGAUCGAGUGGUGAGUGGUGCGCUGGACGGGCAUAUGAAGGUGUUCGAGACGACAGGAUGGAACGUGGUGGCCGGCUCCAAAUACCCAUCUCCGAUUUUGUCUCUGCGCGUCAUCACAUCGGGUCCCGACAGGGAGGAUAAACACAUUGCGGUUGGUAUGCAGUCCGGUCUGCUGUCCAUCAAGACCCGACUCUCUGGACAGGAGAAGGUUCGAGAGCGGGAGCGACAGAAGGAAAUGCAGGCUCUGCUGGAAGGCAAGAUCGAGGAAUACGACAAGAAAGUCGCAAAGAAGGCAAAACUGCGCGGCAAGGGAUGGGAGAAGCGGCUGCGAGGUCGUGACUUUAUCGGCGAAGGCGUGGAUAUCAUAAUCGAGGGCCAAGAUAGGAAGAAACGAAAGAAGGAACAGAGCUGGGAGCACGACCUGCGCAAGGGUCGGUACGCGGCAGCACUCGACCAGGUGCUGUCGACGACGGACAAGACGGCACAGCUGACCCUGUUCACGGCGCUGAGACAUCGCUCCGCCCUUCGCGCGGCGCUCAAGGGCCGCGACGAGGUGACGCUGCAACCCGUCCUGCGGUGGGUGUACAAGCACAUCACAGAGCCUCGCCUGGUGACGCUAUGUGUUGAGAUCGCGAUGAACGUGUUGGAUAUCUACUCUGGCAAUCUGGGCCAGUCUGCGCAGAUCGACAGCCAGGUCGAGAAGCUCCACCGACGGGUGCGCGAGGAAGUCGAGCGGGCGCAGCAGGCGUGGCAGACGAAGGGGAUGCUCGAGAUGCUGAAGGUGUCGUAA
Rasamsonia emersonii CBS 393.64 is the source of this 1629-nucleotide messenger RNA. RefSeq names its product Small nucleolar ribonucleoprotein complex subunit Utp15. Gene Ontology annotation, biological process: rRNA processing; positive regulation of transcription by RNA polymerase I. The coding region runs from base 1 to 1629 and encodes 542 amino acids. The transcript has a single exon. The record is from RefSeq and is a predicted model, not a curated record. Gene Ontology annotation, cellular component: nucleolus. Gene Ontology annotation, molecular function: protein binding. Lineage: Eukaryota; Fungi; Ascomycota; Eurotiomycetes; Eurotiales; Trichocomaceae.